Messenger RNA from Pecten maximus, 4242 nucleotides. Its product is annotated as ADAMTS-like protein 1. Gene Ontology annotation, molecular function: metalloendopeptidase activity. NCBI's taxonomy places the organism in Eukaryota, Metazoa, Mollusca, Bivalvia, Pectinida, Pectinidae. The record is from RefSeq and is a predicted model, not a curated record. Gene Ontology annotation, biological process: extracellular matrix organization. Gene Ontology annotation, cellular component: extracellular matrix. The transcript has 16 exons. Bases 872 to 3856 code for a protein of 994 amino acids.
CCAGUGAGCGUGUACUUGUACGCUCUGUGAAUAGGUCCGCCAAACUCUAAGCGGAAGCUGUUUAUAUACUUAUGUCGUCUGCUUCAGUGAAUUUCAAAGGCAAUUUUUGUGAGGGGAUGAAUAACUUGGAUUUACUUAAGUUUGAACAGUGAAACUUUAUGAGGUAUUGACAGCGUGUUUGUUUAACUUCACGUCUUCAUUUUCUCUAUCUUUACAGUUGGUGUAGCUAUUGUCAGGAGGCGUUUCUUUGUCCAGUUUUAUUGUCGUAAGUUAAUGGUGGAUUUGUCGAGGAGGAAUAUCUUACUUCUGCUGAGUUCUGUCACAUACAGUGUCCGAUUCACAUGGUCUGUACGUCCGCUGAAACGGACACAAGACAGGAGAAAAAACACUGGAAUAUAAUGACGAAAAUGUUUGUUGUUUUUCUAUAAGUUGUGAUAUACAGACAUGCUUAAAAUAGUGGAAAGACUAAUAGCCCAGAUGGAAGAGUAUGUGGGCAGGAAUGAAAUGCUUGGACAUAGCUAAUUGCAUUCCUGGAAUUCCAUUCUGUGAGAAAAGAAUGCAAUUUAUAUAAGCAUUAUCUUAUAAACAACAGGAGACCCAUUACUGAUAGAGGAAUACGGAGAUUUCCCCCAGUGUGUAUCUUUGUGUGUCUAUAAAAAGGAAAUUACUUUAUAUACAGGUAGAGACAAAGUGCAACUCAGUAAACCUUCCGUUAAUGAGGAAGAUUCGGAUAUAAUAACAGAUAUCAAAGUUUUAAUUAUGAACAAAUAUUUUAUCAGCUCCGACUAGAGAUAUUACCGCUCUCUGGACACAUUACUACUCCUCAUGGAUUUGGAUCCCGUUCCUAGGAAUACAACUGAUUAAUACAUCAAUGACGCUCGCCAUACAUACAUGUCUAUACAUACUGCUGACAUGUCACGUGGUAGUAGCUGACUAUUGGUCAAUAUGGACAGAAUGGAGCGAAUGUUCCCGCACGUGCGACUCCGGGGCGGCCUACCAGCUAAGACGUUGCCUGCGCAGUAGGAGGUUUGCGCGAGGUUGUGAUGGGGAGCAUAUCCGUUACUCGACAUGUAAAACUCAGGAAUGUCCUCGUGGGAGUGUGGACUUCCGGAUGCAGCAAUGCGCCGCGCACAAUGAUGAUCGACAUAUGGUGACCGAUCUGAAGUGGGUUCCCUACCAUGAUUCGACAAGCCCCUGUGCCCUUUAUUGUCAGGCUGUGGGUUCGAAUACUAUUCGGAAGUUCAGUCCGAAAGUCCUUGACGGAACGCGAUGUCAAAAUGAUGUUCUGGAUAUCUGUAUUAAUGGGAAAUGUUGGCCUGUUGGUUGUGAUAAGGUCCUUGGCUCCAAGAAAUACAUGGACUCGUGUGGAGUGUGUGGUGGCAAUAACUCGUGUUUAUCUCAGACCGGAAACACGUGGUACAGAUGGAUCAAUACCGGAUAUGGACCUUGUUCGGAGACCUGUGGUGUAGGUUACCAAGAACGCCGUGUAGCUUGCCAAGACACGAGAACCAGACGAUUAGUAAACAGCCAAAAUUGUCGCGGAAGUGACGUCAUCGCACCGGUCCGACAGCAAUGUAUCAACAGGAAAUGUUUGCCAAGCUGGCGUGUCGGACCCUGGUACGACUGUACUCAGACGUGUGGUGGCGGGUUUGCAUGGCGGACCGUCAUUUGUGUGGACACAUUUAUAGACGGUACACAGAGAGUGUUGACGGAUACAGAGUGUCCGAACCCCAAACCUUCCACCAGGAAAUCGUGUGGGAAUACUCUAUGUCCGAAAUGGUACGCGGGAGAAUGGACGCCGUGUAGCGUUUCGUGUGGGCCAGGAUUCCAAGAUCGAGAUGUCGUGUGUCGACAUAUCGGGAUCCAGUUUUGCCCUGCUGAUAGAAAGCCUGUCACCAGAAAGAAUUGCUCAACUAAUAUACCAUGUUCUUCACAAAAUGAUGAUAUACAGGAGGCAUAUGACGGAGAGCAGCGGGAUUCUUUUUACACCAGUGACGUCAUCUAUGACGACAAUAUAGACACACAGCGGUUAGGGGUCCCGAGGUUUGUGGUUAGUCACUGGGGACCCUGUAGCGCCACCUGUGGGAAGGGAGCCCGGUUCCGGUUUGUCCGCUGUAAGGUGUACCUGUCCUUCCUGGACACCGUCACGGAUCUCUCGGACUCCGACUGCCAAGACGUGAAACCGGCGGAAAGUGGACCGUGUGAAGGAGACCCCUGUCUCGAUCACUACGAAUACCGCGCCAUCGGCGAGACCGAAUGCAGCAGAAGUUGUUUGGGAGGCGUAAAAGAAUCUAUUCUCCGAUGUGUCAACAAGUUUACUGACGAGAUAUCACCGGAAAGGCUCUGUGCAGAAGCGGAAGCGAUCCCAAUAGAAAGAAAGGUGUGCAAUGACUUUCCAUGCCCACAAAGGUGGAAAGUUGGCUAUUUCCAGCGUUGCUCCGCGACGUGCGGAGGAGGGUUCAUGUUACGGAAUGUCACGUGUGUUCAGGAAUUCGCUUCCGGUAGGAACAACAUUCUAAAUCUUCCAGACUUCAUGUGCGAUCAGCCAACUCCUCCCCGGCGUCAGCAUUGUAAUCGUAUCAAUUGCCCGGCGAAAUGGGUGGUCAGCAACUGGUCAGAGUGUUCCAUAUCCUGUGGUUUUGGCCUCCGGUCACGUGACGUGUUCUGCGUGAAGGAGCUGUCCGAUGGACGAACAGUCAAUGUUACUUAUGACGAGUGUUGGAACAUCCUUCAGCCGGACAGAUUUCAACAGUGUAACCGCACAAAAUGUCCGACGCCAAAAAUUAAAACGGUUGAUGCCGUAUUUUUUCAACUGAAUAAAAUAAAAAGAAUUCGCCUGAGUGUGGGGAUGAAGGCGUCGGUGUUGCCAGGGACGACAGUAAUUAUAAAAUGUACCGCAAAGGGGGUAAACAAAAAGGCGAUACAGUGGCUCAAAGACGGACGUCGGUUUUACAUGACGUCACGAGUGAAAUUAACACAACGUUAUGCUUUAAAAAUAAGGAAAAGUCGACCGGAAGUUGAUUCUGGUGUCUAUACUUGUAAAUAUGGUAAAGUGCGUGCAAAUAUGACGCUUCUGUUCAGUACAGUUUACGAUCUUUUCCAAGAAACGGUUAUCCGAGAAUCAUACCUUUCGGAAAUGCUUGCGGAAACACGUGCAGGAAACAUGACAACAUUUCAAAAGGAUCCGCUGGAUCGGACUAUACGACCAUUGUACCUCGUGGAAGUUCCUUGGAGCGCAUGCUCAGCCACGUGCGGUGGUGGACUACAAAAUAGGAAUGUCUCUUGUGAAAUUAUUACCAAUGACUAUUAUGAAAUGUUUCCGAUGCGGACCUGCAUCAAGGCUGGAUAUCCUAAACCGGAACUUAUACGUAGUUGUAAUCUCGUGCCUUGUACAUUUUGGAAAGUCGGUGAUUGGUCAGAGUGUCUACACACAAAGUGCACGAGGACCAUGUUCUCGUUGAUGGAGAGAACUGUGACGUGUGUGUCAGAAGAAGAUGAAACAGUUCCAAUCAAUUCGACCUACUGCGAAGGGCCGAUGGCGGGGCCACAUCCCAUCAGGGAAUGUAUCAACGUCAACUGCACCGCUAGGUGGAACACGUCCACGUGGUCAGACUGUAUGGGUGAGUGUGGAAAGAAAGGUUUCAGAGCUAGGAUGCUGAACUGUAUAUGGUCGAACUCGGGACUGCCAGCCAUGCGUCAUUGUGAAGGGGUCCGCCGACCGAGAACGAGAAAACCUUGUCUUAAAAAGUGUUCUGUGGAGUGUACCGAUGAAUCCGACUACUGUAGUAUUGUGAAGAUCAUGCGACUGUGUAACAGUGGUAGUUUCCGGACAAAGUGCUGUAGGACCUGCUCAUAACCAAACGUAUCUUCUGUCACGUUUGUUAAUCAAUAUUUAUUUACCACCACUCAUCAAACUUUGUUGUAUUCCAACGAUGCCGGAAAUAUUUUAUUCUAUUGUUUUUAAUGCUGUUAAAUAUUCUUUGUUAUGUGAGUGAUGACGUAUCUGUCGAUGGAGACUUGGCACAAAGUUCCAACCUCCACGGUCCAUGUGGUUGUUAAAAAGAUGAAGAGAAUAUGCCUUAAAUUUUCAAAAAUUCGAUAAAAGAUACUAGGGUUUUCUUCAUGUAAUGGUUCUGACUGAUUCAUUAUGUAGACAAUUCUAUCACACAAGUAACCUAUGUCUGUAAGCACUCGCAAUAACUGCAUCUUAUUACACUAAUAUGGCUCCUGAAAUUGCAAAAA